Molecule: messenger RNA, 1634 nt
Organism: Phragmites australis (common reed)
Lineage: Eukaryota; Viridiplantae; Streptophyta; Magnoliopsida; Poales; Poaceae
Product: putative MO25-like protein At5g47540
Exons: 11
Coding region: 450-1460 (336 amino acids)
Biological process (GO): intracellular signal transduction
Molecular function (GO): protein serine/threonine kinase activator activity
Source: RefSeq, a predicted model, not a curated record
CAAGUCGUGAGCGAAGGCGGAGCAGAGAACGAGACAGCGACAAGCGACGUUGCGUCACAGCGACAGGCAGACAGGAGGAAGCGUCGCGAAACGCGACCCCGGUCACGUCCUCUCCGGUGGAUAGGGAUCUCCGGCCUCGUGCUCCUGCCCAGCACCCCACCCCACCCCCGCCCCACCGCAGCGCGCGCAUUACGAGCCGGAUCCGGAGCUCCCAAACCCUCGCCCUCCUCGCUCGCUCGCCGCGCUCCGAUCGCGCCCCGGCCCCGCGGGGAGGAGAGAGAGAGAGCAGGGGCCCCAGGGCCCUGUCGCGCGGCGACCCCGUGGCGUUCCUGCGGGGCUGCUUCUCGUUCGGGUCGGCGGGGCGGAGGAGGCCCAAGGCCUCGCCCCUUCCCUCCCCGCCGCGCUUGUCCCCCGCGGCGGCUGCAGCGGCAGCGGACGACGCGGGCAAGAUGAAGGGCCUCUUCAAGUCGAAGCCGCGGACGCCAGCCGACGUCGUGCGGCUGACGCGCGAGCUCCUCAUCUUCGUCGACCUCCACUCCGGCUCCCGGGGCGCUGACGCCAAGCGCGAGGAGAAGAUGGCAGAGUUAGGCAAGAAUAUCAGGGAACUGAAAUCUAUUCUUUAUGGGAACGGUGAAUCAGAGCCUGUAACUGAAGCUUGUGUGCAACUGACCCAAGAAUUCUUCAGGGAGAACACUUUACGACUGUUAAUUAUAUGUCUUCCAAAACUGAAUUUGGAGACCAGGAAAGAUGCUACUCAAGUUGUUGCAAACUUGCAAAGACAGCAAGUAUCCUCAAAGAUAGUUGCAUCUGAGUACCUUGAGUCAAAUAAAGAUCUCUUGGACAUCUUAAUUUCUGGGUAUGAGAAUAUGGACAUUGCUUUACAUUAUGGUGCUAUGUUAAGGGAAUGUAUUCGCCACCAAAGCAUUGCAAGAUAUGUUCUAGAGUCUGAACACAUGAAGAAGUUCUUCGACUAUAUACAGCUUCCAAAUUUUGACAUAGCUUCUGAUGCUUCUGCUACCUUUAAGGAACUACUGACGAGGCAUAAAGCAACCGUGGCUGAAUUUCUUUCCAAUAAUUUUGAUUGGUUCUUUGAAGAAUUCAACUCUGGGUUGUUAUCAUCACCCAACUACAUAACAAAAAGGCAAGCUAUCAAGCUGUUGGGAGACAUGCUGCUGGAUAGAUCAAAUUCUGCAGUCAUGAUGCGCUAUGUUAGUUCAAAGGAUAAUCUUAUGAUUCUGAUGAAUCUAUUAAGGGAUUCAAGUAAAAAUAUUCAAAUUGAGGCGUUUCACGUGUUUAAGCUGUUUGCUGCGAAUAAAAACAAAUCGGCUGAGGUUGUAAACAUACUAGUCACAAAUAGAAGCAAGCUUCUUCGGUUUUUUGCUGGAUUCAAGAUUGACAAAGAGGAUGAGCAGUUUGAGGCAGACAAGGAGCAGGUCAUAAAAGAAAUAUCGGCACUUUGAGUAUCUGUGAGGAUGUAAUUAGUCACUGAUGAUUUUUCUUUUGUUAAGAAAGUGCAUGUGUAAUAAUAAACCUCUGUGUGUUAUUUUGUUGGAUUUAGCGCAACAAUAUGACUCAGGUUGGAUGCUGCCAUGGAGAUGUGAUAAUUUCUAUAGGUUGUAUGGUUCUUACCCUUU